CUCGUUAUAGCCCUGACAGCCUAGUGCACACUGCCAGGAUUGUCAAGACCGUCCAAGAACAGCCCAGCCUCCAAGUCUCAGCAUCACGAGACACAUAUUCUUUUUUUGUUCAGGCACCUGUACGCAGUUGACUGAACGGCUUAUCCUCUCCCAAACCACACUCAAGCAAACAGGGCAACCGUCGAGCGAAGAUAAAGUCCAUUGUCGUCACGACCUCCUCGACUCUCGACCCCAACAUGGCGACCCAGGGCAUAUCAUGCUGGGACUUCGCCUACUCCACAGGCAAAUGUAGCCUGACAUGCGAGCGCAACUGCAUAGACAGUCGCAAAAAGAGCUCCAGAUUCCGAAAACAACAAUCCAAAGACGACACAAACACCUCCAUCUUUCGAAAACUGAAACAAGACUCGAUCGAUGCGAGGACAUACCUGCUGUCCUGCCCGAGUACGGCUUCUCUCAGAUUCCCGCAGACAUACACAACCAUCUCGACAAUGCUGCUUCAACCGCGCACGCAGAUCGUAUUGCUAGUCCCGCAAGUCUACAUCGCCAGCUCGACUGUCUGCGACAUCUCGCGUCUGCCCCGUGCGGGUGGUAGUUAUAUUCAAGUCUUACCCAUGCCGGAAGUUCUUGGCCUCAAUGGUGUGAAUGCUGAGAGUUUGAGCUCGAGUGAUAGUGAGUAUGAGACUCCAGAUUCUGCGGACAUGUCGAACGUAGUGGAGAUGGUGCGGAAGAUUGUCAAAUAUACCAAGGCCCGGCGGUUCGAUGGCUAUCUUGACUUUGAGGAUGAUCGGAAGAGCUGGACGUUCUUGAAACGUGUGGGUGAUGGAGUCAAGGCUACGUCGCGGAAGAGAGGGAACUAGCCAUUACGAGGCGGUCGACUGCGACGGUUGUCCUUUCGCCCCGAUGACAUUAGUUGUGCUU
This is a messenger RNA of Exophiala viscosa, 918 nucleotides long. RefSeq lists its product as uncharacterized. The record is from RefSeq and is a predicted model, not a curated record. The transcript has a single exon. NCBI's taxonomy places the organism in Eukaryota, Fungi, Ascomycota, Eurotiomycetes, Chaetothyriales, Herpotrichiellaceae. Bases 237 to 857 code for a protein of 206 amino acids.